Boleophthalmus pectinirostris (great blue-spotted mudskipper) is the source of this 1160-nucleotide messenger RNA. RefSeq names its product selenoprotein T, 1a (gene selenot1a). Gene Ontology annotation, cellular component: endoplasmic reticulum membrane. The transcript is spliced from 6 exons. Lineage: Eukaryota; Metazoa; Chordata; Actinopteri; Gobiiformes; Gobiidae. The record is from RefSeq and is a predicted model, not a curated record. Gene Ontology annotation, biological process: cell redox homeostasis. Gene Ontology annotation, molecular function: thioredoxin-disulfide reductase (NADPH) activity.
AACAUUCACGUCAAAACUGCCCUUGCCGAGACUCACAAACCCGGAACAGAUGGCGGCGAAGUGGCUGCGUUUUUCGCUCCUUUUGUUGUGGUUUUGCUCGUUGUAUCACGCCACGUCUGGAGACAGCAGUGGCGUGAAAAAGAUGAAGAUGCAAUUCGCCACUGGACCUCUUCUCAAGUUCCAAAUUUGCAUUUCCUGAGGGUACAAGCGGGUGUUUGAGGAGUAUACGCAGGCUUUGUACCAGCGUUACCCAGACAUCCGCAUUGAAGGGGAGAACUAUCUUCCCAUUCCCCUCUAUAGGCACAUUGCUUCUUUCUUGUCCAUGUUGAAACUGCUCGUGAUUGGAAUGAUCAUCAUUGGCAGGGAUCCAUUUGCUCUUUUUGGGAUGCCAGCACCAGGCAUUUGGGAGUGGGGUCAGACAAACAAGAUAUACGCAUGUAUGAUGGUAUUCUUCUUUAGCAAUAUGAUAGAGAACCAGUUAAUGUCAACAGGAGCUUUUGAGAUCACAUUAAACGAUGUUCCUGUGUGGUCCAAACUAGAGUCUGGUCACCUGCCUUCCAUGCAACAGCUCGUACAAAUCUUAGACAACGAGAUGAAGAUGAACGUUCACAUGGACACAAGACCCCACCAUCUUUCUUAACCAACUCUUUGCUUUCAUACUGCAAGCCCUUCUAUGUUUUGAGGUGGGAUUCUGACUGUGGCUGUGAGGUGAUGUUUAUGAAGGUCUGCGCUGAAGGCAGUUUGACUGUUAGCGCUGACUGGAUGCCCCCAUCACGUUCACUGUGCUUCAUUGGAAAUCCUGCCACUGAUGCCAGAGGGGAUCCCUGUGCCGGUCAUACUCUUGUGAAAUUGCCUACUUCCAUGCAGUUUUUUCCACGAUAUCAGUGAUUUAACACAGACAUUUAACACUGAUUCUUAACAUUCUUUAACUUUGCUUACAUUUGACCUGAGUGAAUUAUACCUUGUUAUUUGUACCACUGAGCCAUGUGUAGAAUUGUUUUAUUUUAAUGAUCCAUUGCAUAGCUUAGAUUCAAAAUGUUCAAAUAUAUUGUCAAUGUUGUGGAAAAAUAUAGUUGCAGAAUCAUGUCUUGAAUUCUGAAUAAUUUUUAUAUUGACAUGAUAAGCUAUGAUGAUUAAUAAAACAUAAUUUAACACACUAA